AUGGAAACUGUAAUAAAGCAAGCUGAAGAAGCGCGGAAUAGGGCCAGAGAAACUGCAAAAUUGAUUCACAAUAAUGACUACCAACCAUUGAAACAUGACAUCGACAGAAUGCGCAGAGAGUAUUUGGGUUUGGAACGAUUGCCAGAGCUAUAUGAAACAGAAUCUGAUUUAAUUUCUCCUGACCAUAUUGAUUUUUGCAGAUGGACAAAGAUGGAUGGCUUAACACCCGAAGCAUGUACUUCACGUGGUAUCAGACGGUUUGCCCGCAGUUAUUUCGACCGACCGAUGCAGAAGGCUGAAUGGAGAGUAGAGGUGCGUGGGGAAGAACUUCUGCCUCCAAUGGGUAUGCAUUCUCAUCCAGGACAUCCGGGCGGGCCAACUCCAUUUCUUACACCUCAGCCCCUGCAAGGACCAAGCAAGACAGAGCCUAGACCCUUACCUCCAGCGUCCGGGCCUCCUGCUCCAACAUUCAGGUACCACUGCUGCUUCAGCUGCCGCUGGCCUGUCGUUUUCGCUCUCGUCGGAUUCAGCAUCGCUCUCCCCUUCUCCUUCUCUUGCGGACGUAGACGCCUGUAGUUCCCAUAUCUGAUGCCGGCCCUUCAACUAAAGUCUCAUCCGGCAGCCAGUCCUCGUCUUCACUGUUGUCUUCGAACUCUGGUUCUUUAUCAUAGUCUCCAAGUAGACAUUUCAAAUAUUUAUCUCUUUGAGCACGAUUCAAUCUGGAUUCAAUAAAAAUGAGUUUUUCAAUUGAAAAAUAUAAUAUAAGCAAGAAAAAGCAAAGAAAAUUAUAUUAUAUUUACCUUGCAAAUGUAGAUGUCGAUAGCUCUUCCUCGAUAAUGUAAUUAAUUCUACAUUGAUAAACAAUUAUACAACAGUCACAGAAAUAUUGAUUGAGAUUUGAGGUUGGUUCGAGAAAUAAUUUGUUAGACACUGGCUUUAUAUUAAAUGAAGUAAACGUAUAUUAAAUGUAAUACGGAUACAUAUGAGUGCUUCUUACACACGUCCGCAAUGUGCGAGACAGGUAGACAGAGAGAAAACGCUGCGCCGUACUCGAGACUCGCGCAACUUACACACUCACUCAAGGGUGGGGAUAGAUACCUGUGUGUGUGUGUUCGGACAGCAGGCGCACAAACAGAAUAGUGUAGGAAAUUCAUACAUACCAACAAUAUUAAAAAUCAAAUGUUUUUCACACAGCGAUAACUUAUAAACAGAAAGAUGACGACGCUUUAUCAACGCGCUGCUAUGCAGUCAACAGGUAUUCCCAGUUUUCUCCGCAGUACACGUCUGUCCUCCACAAUAGAACGAUUCUGAAUAAGGCACAGCAGUUCAAGGCCUUUGUUUUGAUGCCAGAGCGAAAACCUACUAUCUCCACUUCUUAAAUUUUGAAUAUCUGCCGGUUGUCGAAGGUCAAAACUGACCGCGAGUUAUCUGUGCAGCGCUCGGAGAUCCUACUUCGAUCUCUUUUCAGGAAGCUGUAGGGGGUUAGGGAACUUGGAAAUGGCUUUUGUUGAUGUUUAUGUAAUAAAGUAAAUUGACUCCAAACGGUUCCGUUCAUAUGCGUACUUAGGAAUUAAGAAAAACUAGUCGCGGGCACCCGGGUGCCUUGGGUGCGUAACAACGUGGUUAAGCCUAACAAUAAUACGUUGUGUAGCGAAAUUAAGUGUAACCGUGAUUUCGACUUUCCACCCAAUGAUGCCAUAGGCCGCUUGUUGGGCUUCACUGAACGGGUUCUGAAAGCUAAUAAUUUACACACGUCCGACGUAUCAGUAGCCAUUCUCAAGGUGAACACCCUAUGAAUCGAAUGCCACGUCACAACGGGCGCUUACAUCAACGAACGUAAAGUGCAUACCAUACACAAAUUUUUUCCAGUCGUGCCACCAGAAUUUGUUUUCUGUAUGACCUUGUGGUCAUAGAGGUGCCAUCGCACGUCAUUUAUCUACCGAUCGUCACCAAGACGUUGGAUCACCUACAACUUCGAAUAAUUUAUCAAUACGGGGUCCUGGUGAAUUUUUAAGAAGAAGUUAUGUUGACGAUAUAUUAUAUCGUUAUGACUCAUAACGAUCAGGCUGCACGUCAAAUCCAUGCGAUAAUAGGUAUCAUCUAGAAUAGGCAAAUUGGCAGUGGUUAUAAUAGUAAGCCGAUGUGCCAAAGAGGGAUUAGUCGUCGACAGCUUCUCAAGGCGCUAACAUGUUAAAACGUCUUAUUUCUGAAAAAUCUAGGAUUCAAGGUCACAAGAGGGAAGUAAAGCGUUUGUUCUGUUGCAUUCUUUUCGUCUGCUGUGUACCAUGGAGUAAGAAACGGUGGACAUUCAGACACCAAUCGUCUUUGAUGAAUCUAUAACACACUGUGAAACGCAUGCGCAUCAAUCUUACGCCUCGUCAACGUUCAACAAUAGCGACGAGGUUCGAAUCUCCGUUCAACAUGAAGACCUAUGCUUACUACCGAACAAAAGUUCGCUGGACGUUUAUGGAAAGCUGGUCAAGAAAGGUGGGUCUACAGCGACUGCAAGCACGACUUUGGUCAACAAUGCCAUUUACCAUCUCUUCGAGGAGAUUCUCAUUCUCUCAUUCUCUCUC
Molecule: messenger RNA, 2576 nt
Organism: Cephus cinctus (wheat stem sawfly)
Lineage: Eukaryota; Metazoa; Arthropoda; Insecta; Hymenoptera; Cephidae
Product: zinc finger C4H2 domain-containing protein
Biological process (GO): positive regulation of neuron differentiation
Cellular component (GO): nucleus
Source: RefSeq, a predicted model, not a curated record